Molecule: messenger RNA, 801 nt
Organism: Anguilla rostrata (American eel)
Lineage: Eukaryota; Metazoa; Chordata; Actinopteri; Anguilliformes; Anguillidae
Product: lactose-binding lectin l-2-like
Exons: 7
Coding region: 79-801 (240 amino acids)
Source: RefSeq, a predicted model, not a curated record
GAUUUUUUUCAUUUGGAUAGGAAGGCUUGUUGACGUCAAACCCUGUCGGAACUUUUCCAGCCAAUCGGGAAACAGAAAAUGGUCUCGUUUUGCGAUGAGGCCAACCUGGGAAUUUCUUCCGCCAUGGGUUCCCCCGGCAUAGGGAUUUCGGCUUCUGUUGAAAAUAAGGUGGCCAAUGUAGCGAACAGCAGCCUGUUCUCAGCCAUGGGGGAGGAGUUAAAUUCUCUGGGGCCACGUCUGAGAGUGCCAUCGAUCAAGAGAUCAACUUGCAGCGAUGUGACAUACAGAUCCACCAUGGUCUCCUUCCCAAUGUCGAAUCUCAUUUUUGUGGCUGUUCUUUCUGGCCUAACUUUGGUGUCCGAGCAGUGUGCGGACACCUGUCCCAAAGGCUGGAAAGGUUUCAACGACUGCUGCUACAAGCAUUUUGACCUUCUGAAAAACUGGCGUGAAGCUGAGUCCCACUGCAAGACCGAAGGUGGACAUCUGGCGUCGGUGCACAGCAGUGUGGAAUAUCAGUUUCUGAGGGAGCUCAACAAGUACUCCGACCCACGGGAGAGUAGGUUCUGGAUUGGGCUGACAGACAUCCAAAAGGAGGGUACAUGGGUUUGGUCAGACGGCUCUGCAUUGGACUUCACCAACUGGAAUCCUGGGCAGCCUGACGACUGGCAGGGUAGAGAGGACUGCGUGCACGGAAACUUGCCUCGUAAGCAUUGGCAAAACUAUUCUUAUUACCGCCGGGUGGAUUCAUUGAUCAUUACGCUUUUCCCUCUAUCAGGACUUACAACUACAAGCAUUACAUGA